GGGCGGCGCGGCGCGGCCGGACGGAGCGGCAGGCAGUUGGCACCGAGGCGCUGGCGCUUCGGUCGCUCGGCUCUCCCACCCGCCCGCAGCCUCAGGCGCGUGGAGCCGGCGGUCCAGGCGGCGGCGCGGCGCUGGGGGCCGGGAGCCGGAGGGCGGGAGGCGGCGGCGGCGGCGGAGGCCGGCCCUCGGGCAGCCGAGGGUGCGCUCCAACCUCUCCGGCAGCCGGGACUCGGCCCGCGCCCCGCUCGGCCACAUGGCCCCGCUCCCCGCGCUGCUGUCCUGUCUGUUGCUCCUGCCCUGUGCGCUCUGCGCCACCGCGGGCAGCAGGACCCCAGAGCUGCGCUUCUCAGGAAAGCUCAGUGACUAUGGUGUGACAGUGCCCUGCAGCACAGAUUUUCGAGGACAUUUCCUCUCCCAUGUGCUGUCUGGGCCAGGAGCAGCCUCUGCAGGGAGUGCGGUAGUUGACAGACCAUCUGCACCACCACCACACUCCAGUCACCACCGGGUGGUCCGCAGCCCCUUGCAGAGCAGAAGAGCCACCCUGCAGCCUGGCCGGGUGGGGAGCUACUCCCUCUACUUCAACGUUACCGUUUUUGGGGAGGAACUGCACUUGCGCCUGCAACCCAACCAAAGGCUGGUGGUGCCUGGAGCCUCUGUGGAGUGGCAGGAGAAUUUUCAGGAGCUGUUCCGACAGCCUUUGCGGCGGGAGUGUGUCUAUACCGGGAGUGUCACAGGCAUGCCAGGGGCAGCUGUCGCCAUCAGCAACUGCGAUGGAUUGGCGGGCCUCAUCCGCACAGGCAGCACCGACUACUUCAUAGAACCCCUGGAGUGGGGACAGCAGGACAAGGAGGCCGGCGGGAGAACGCACGUGGUGUACCGCCAUGAAGUCAUCCAGCAAGAGUGGGCAGAGCCUGGCGGGGACCUUCACAAUGAAGCCUUUGGCCUGGGUGACCUUCCCAACCUUCUGAGCCUGGUGGGGGACCGGAAGCGGCGGCAUGCGAAGCCAGGUAGCUACAGCAUUGAGGUGCUGCUGGCAGUUGAUGACUCAGUGGUACGCUUCCACGGCAAGGAACAUGUGCAGAACUACGUCCUCACCCUCAUGAAUAUUGUGGAUGAGAUUUACCAUGAUGAGUCCCUGGGGACCCACAUUAACAUUGCCCUGGUCCGCUUGAUCAUGGUCGGCUACCGGCAGUCUCUGAGCCUGAUUGAGCAUGGGAACCCCUCUCGAAGCCUGGAGCAGGUGUGUCGCUGGGCAUACUCACAGCAGCGCCAGGACCCUGGCCAUGCAGAGCACCAUGACCAUGUCAUCUUCCUUACCCGGCAGGACUUUGGGCCCUCAGGGUAUGCACCUGUCACUGGCAUGUGCCACCCCCUGAGAAGCUGUGCCCUCAACCAUGAGGAUGGCUUCUCCUCGGCCUUCGUGGUGGCCCACGAGACUGGCCACGUGCUUGGCAUGGAGCAUGAUGGUCAGGGGAAUGACUGUGCAGACGAGACAAGCCUAGGCAGUGUCAUGGCACCCCUGGUGCAGGCUGCCUUCCACCGCUUCCACUGGUCUCGCUGCAGCAAGCUGGAGCUCAGCCGCUACCUCCCCUCCUAUGACUGCCUCCUUGAUGACCCCUUUGCACCCGCCUGGCCUCAGCCCCCGGAGCUGCCCGGCAUUGGCUACUCAAUGGAUGAGCAAUGCCGCUUUGACUUCGGCUCUGGAUACCACACCUGCUCAGCGUUCAGGACCUUUGAGCCCUGCAAGCAGCUGUGGUGCAGCCACCCUGACAACCCAUACUUCUGCAAGACCAAGAAGGGGCCCCCACUGGACGGGACCGAGUGUGCGCCAGGCAAGUGGUGCUUCAAAGGCCACUGCAUCUGGAAGUCACUGGAGCAGACUUAUGGCCAGGAUGGAGGUUGGAGUUCUUGGACCAAGUUCGGGUCAUGUUCACGGUCAUGCGGGGGUGGAGUUCGAUCCCGCAGCCGGAGCUGUGACAAUCCCCCACCAGCCUAUGGAGGCCGCCUGUGCUCAGGGCCCAUGUUCCAGUACCAGGUCUGCAACAGCGAGGAGUGUCCAGGUCCCUACGAGGACUUUCGGGCCCAGCAGUGUGCAAAGCGCAACUCCUACUACACCCACCAGAACACCAAGCACAGCUGGAUGCCCUACGAGCCUGAGGAUGAUGCCCAGAAGUGUGAGCUGAUCUGCCAGUCAGAGGAAACAGGAGACGUGGUCUUCAUGAACCAGGUGGUCCAUGACGGGACGCGCUGCAGCUACCGGGACAUGUACAGCGUCUGUGCCCGUGGCGAGUGUGUGCCCGUCGGCUGUGACAAGGAGGUGGGGUCCAUGAAGACAGAUGACAAGUGUGGAGUCUGUGGCGGUGACAACUCCCACUGCAGGACUGUGAAGGGGACGCUGGGCAAGGCCUCCAAGCAGGCAGGAGCUCUCAAACUGGUACAGAUCCCAGCGGGUGCCAGGCACAUCCAAAUUGAGAAGCUGGAGAAGGUCCCCCACCACAUUGCGGUGAAGAACCAGGUCACAGGCAGCUUCAUCCUCAACCCCAAGGGCAAGGAAGUGAUGGGCCGGACUUUCGCUGCAAUGGGCCUGGAGUGGGAGUACGCAGUGGAGGAUGCCAAGGAGAGCCUCAAGACCAGUGGGCCCCUGCCUGAGGCCAUCACCGUCCUGGUGCUCCCCCCAAAAGAGGGUGGUCCCCCCAGCAGCCUGGCCUAUAAGUACAUCAUCCAUGAGGACCUGCUGCCACUUAUCGGGAGCAACAAUGUGCUUCUGGAGGAGACGGACACGUAUGAGUGGGCACUUAAGAGCUGGGCCCCCUGCACCAAGCCGUGUGGAGGAGGUAUCCAGUUCACCAAAUAUGGCUGCCGGCGCCGCCGAGACCACCACAUGGUACAGCGGCACCUGUGCGACCACAGCAAGAGGCCCAAGCCUAUCCGCCGGCGCUGCAACCAGCACCCAUGUGCCCAGCCUGUGUGGGUGACGGAGGAGUGGGGCACCUGCAGCCGGAGCUGUGGGAAGCUGGGGGUGCAGACUCGGGGGGUGCAGUGCCUGCUGCCCCUCUCCAACACUACCCACAAGGCCAUGCCAGCCAAGGCCUGCCCUGGGGACCGGCCUGAGAGCCGGCGGCCCUGCUUCCGUGUGCCAUGUCCGGCCCAGUGGCGGACUGGAGCCUGGUCCCAGUGCUCAGCCACCUGUGGAGUGGGCAUCCAGCAGCGACAGGUGGUAUGCAGGACCAAUACCAACACUCUCGGGCAGUGCGAGGGAGACAAGCCAGACGCUGUCCAGGUCUGCAGCCUGCCAUCCUGUGGAGGAAAUCUCCAGAACUCCACAGUGAUGGCUGACAUCCGGGAACUGGUGACCCCAGAGAAGCAGUGGGUGCCACAAUCUGGACCCCUACAUCCCAUGAAUAAGAUAUCAUCAAAGCCCUGCGUGGGGGACAGGUCCAUCUUCUGCCAGAUGGAAGUACUUGAUCGCUACUGCUCCAUCCCUGGCUACCACCAGCUGUGCUGUGAGUCCUGUACCAAGAAGGCCUCAGGCCCUGCCAUGAGCCCAGCUCCCAGCCUGGCCUCACCACCACCCUUCUCCACUCCUGGAAGCCCCUUACCAGGACCCAAGGCACCUCCAGAUGCUGUGGAGCCUACUGUCGGGCCAAUGGGAUCAGACGACUAUCAGCAUGGCCAACCCACACAGCUCCCAGGACCUCUCGGCACAGGCUCCCCAAUGACCCAGCAUCACUUUACUCCCCAGAAACUGAGCCCAAGAGCAUUCUGGGACACCUCCCCAAGCACCCCCUGGGGACUGCCUUGGGGCUGGACUGGGGCACCUCUGUCAGUCUCUGAAAAUAAAGGGCAGCUCAGGGACGACCCGAAGCAUCCAGGCACCAGCCUUCCCGCCACCUCCCCUGCAACAUGAACCCUGCCUCACCUAUCACCGGUCUGGUUUACACUCCAUGUUCUGCCUUGGAGACCCCCAGCUCAGAGGACACACAGUGGCGCAGGGGCAGGGGCAGGCACAGACUUCUUGUUAAAUUAUUUGCCUUCUUAUUCUAGUUUGGGGCUGUGAGACUUUUCACCCCAGAAAGUGGGUAUGCGAGAAAGAAAAAGAUCAGGGAAAGCCUUAACCAGAGAUACCUCAGCAAGCAGCCCAGGCAAUGGAAUCGAACCUCUCAGGGGCUCCUGUCUGUCUCCCACACUGGGACCAAGGGCCAGCUAGCCACUCUCUCCCAGCUACCAGGCCUCACUUUGGAACUGUCCGGCUGUCCUGCCCCCACAGCUUGUGGGGACCCCUGUGGAGGCCCAUCUAUCUGGCCCCUCUGCCCAGAAAGGCAAAGAGAGGCCAGGGAAGGUGAGGGGGCAUACUUGUAGGGCAGUCUGAAAGGAAGGGGGCUGGGGGGCUGAAUGUGGUUCUGAGGCUCUAGGUGCAGGGUUGGAGGUAGGCCUCCCGACCUAGCCCAGCUCACCCAAGAAGUGGGGUCUGGACACUCUGAAACAUGUGUCCUCAACAUUCAGGGGUCUUCCAACUGGUGCUAGACACCUGGCUAGACCAGGAAUGGCACCUUUGGUCAUCACUCUGGGAUGUGACUUUGUGGGACCCAGAGGAGACGUGAGUGUUCAACUUAUGACCUGUCAGUCACUGCCCGCCAUCAAAGACCACUCCUGCUGGAGUCAGGGGUCUUCCUCUCCACCUGGCUCCCUGGGCCAGAGGUCUGUGGUGUGGGGCCGGGGAGGAGGUGGUCAGGUCCCAGGGCUGAGCACCAGAGUCCACUCAUAGCCAGGCCCUGAGGAUGACAAGGGCCACCCAGGCCAGGUGCCCCAGGGCAGGAUGUGAGCCUCUGCCCCCUGCGAGUGUGGGGAGGAGAGACGCUAAUCCACAGCACUGUGGGGCCUCAGCUGCCCACCAUGUUACCUCCAAGGGCAGUUACCUUCCCUAAACCCUCUGACUCUCAGGUAGCCACCCAAGUUCCAGGAUCUCUCCCCGGGGUUCCCACUGAGCAUGUAAGAGGGUCUCCCAGACUCCUCGGAGAUGACAGAGGUGCUUGCCAGUUCUUCCUUCCCCGGGGCCAGGGGUGGUUCUGAGCCAGGCAGGAGGAGUGGCAGCAGUGGGCGUGGCCUGAGGCCCUAGAGGGGGCUCCCCUGGUGCCCUCUCCGCCCACUGCCCGCCCUCUCCCUGAGAUGCUGGGGCACACACUGAAUCAUUCCUGUGAGACCCAGCUUGCCUGUGUUAGGUGAUGUCAAGUCUUGUGCCUUUGAGAUCCAGAUCUCUACAUUUUAAUGUAUUUAUUAACAUUGUCCUUUGUGUUUUGUUUU
Messenger RNA from Manis javanica (Malayan pangolin), 5301 nucleotides. RefSeq names its product ADAM metallopeptidase with thrombospondin type 1 motif 14 (gene ADAMTS14). The record is from RefSeq and is a predicted model, not a curated record. Gene Ontology annotation, biological process: extracellular matrix organization; proteolysis. Lineage: Eukaryota; Metazoa; Chordata; Mammalia; Pholidota; Manidae. Gene Ontology annotation, cellular component: extracellular matrix. Gene Ontology annotation, molecular function: metalloendopeptidase activity.